UCAGAAUUCACUGUAUAUAACAUAACCCUACUACAACCUACCUCAGUAGAAUAUAUAUAACAUUACCCUCCACACACGUGCACAGACACACACACCUCUUGUCUUUAACAGUGUUCUUUUUCUUUUCCUGAUGCAGGGGAGGAGCCACAGGAGGGAGAGGAGGAGCAUGCAGAUGAAGGGGAGGGGGCAGAGGAGGGAGAAGAGGAGGCCAAACCUAAAUUCAAGCCGUUCAUAAUGCCCAACCUCAUCCCACCUAAGAUCCCAGAUGGAGAGAAGGUAGAUUUUGAUGACAUCCACAGAAAGCGCAUGGAGAAGGAUCUGAAUGAGCUGCAGACACUGAUCGAGGUUCACUUUGAAAGCAGGAAGAAGGAGGAGGAGGAGCUUAUCAACCUCACAGACAGGAUUGAGAAGCGACGUUCUGAACGAUCAGAGCAGCAAAGGAUCCGCAGCGAACGAGAGAAAGAACGACAGAAGAGGUUGGAGGACGAGAGGACUCGUAAAGAGGAGGAGGAGGCAAAGAGGAAAGCAGAUGAUGAUGCUAAGAAGAAGAAGACGUUGACCAGCUUACACUUUGGAGGCUACAUGCAGAAGAUGGAGGUCAGAGGGAAGAGACAGACAGAAAGAGAGAAGAAGAAGAAGAUUCUACAGGACAGACGAAAGUCUUUGGACAUCGAGAACAUGAGCCAGGACAAACUGAAAGACAAGGCCCAGGAGCUGUGGCUGUGGCAGCAGCAGCUGGAGGCUGAGAAGUUUGAUCUGCAGUAUCAGAUUAGCAGACAGAAGUAUGACAUCAACGUCCUCCGCAACAGAGUGUCAGACCACCAGAAGACCACCAAGAGAACCAAGAGAGGCCUGAGGAAGUAGAGAGAUAUUGAAGAGGCACUGAAGAGGGACUGAAGAUGGACUGAAGUAGACUGAAGAUGCACUGAAGUAGUCUGAAGAGGGACUGAAGUAGACUGGUUGAGGGACUGAAGUAGACUGGCUGAGGGACUGAAGUAGACUGGCUGAGGGACUGAAGUAGACUGGUUGAGGGACUGAAUUAGCCUGGCUGAGGGACUGAAUUAGCCUGGCUGAGGGACUGAAGUAGACUGGCUGAGGGACUGAAGUAGACUGGCUGAGGGACUGAAGUAGACUGGCUGAGGGACUGAAGUAGACUGAAGAGGGACUGAAGUAGACUGAAGGUGGACUGAAGUAGACUGGCUGAGGAGAUCAGCUGUCUGGCCUUUCUGUCUAUUGUCUGAUCUUUCUCCUUCCUACAUCUCUCUCUCCUUCCUUCCUACAUCUCUCUCUCCUUCCUACAUCUCUCUCUCCUUCCUACA
This is a messenger RNA of Salmo salar (Atlantic salmon), 1319 nucleotides long. RefSeq names its product troponin T, cardiac muscle isoforms. Lineage: Eukaryota; Metazoa; Chordata; Actinopteri; Salmoniformes; Salmonidae. The record is from RefSeq and is a predicted model, not a curated record. Gene Ontology annotation, cellular component: troponin complex. Gene Ontology annotation, biological process: regulation of muscle contraction; cardiac muscle contraction; sarcomere organization. Gene Ontology annotation, molecular function: troponin I binding; troponin C binding; tropomyosin binding.